GAUCAUAUUCAGUGCAGGUCUGGUCGUGUCGCGGCAUAUAGUUGAAUGUUUACACGUUCAGUAACCGGCAUUACAUCUUUUGUUCUACGUCUUACUAAACUUAAAUAACUUACACUCGUAAUAAUUAAUAAAUUAACAAUGAGUGUUCGUUCACCAAAUAAAUUAUUGCACAAGCCACUGAAUCAUCCUCAAGUGAAACUAAAAAACCUCAAGUGCGUUCAUUGCAACACAAAUUUUUUUGUCCGAGAUUUGAAUUCCAUAAGAGGAUCGCAGAGUCCAGUUUUGUUGGGAUGCGGGCACACAAUAUGCGCCCAUUGUUCGAGAGAAAAAAAAUCAUGUCCGUCUUGUCAACCUUCUGAUGAAUCUACCGCCAAGCAGGCCGGCGAUGAUCUUUCUGGUGAUAGCCCGCAAUUUCCCUUGAACAUCUACGUCAUGGGCAUGAUGGCUGUUAACAAAUCGAGACCUGUUGCGGCCAAGCACAGUAACAGUCCAGAUUUUUCAUUCAAAAAAUCAUUCAAAGCCCAAGUCAAUGAUGCCAGCAAUCCAGAUCGUUGUCAUGAAUGCAAUGACGUCGCUUCGUCCAAAUGCCUGGGAUGUUUUAAUGCAUUUUUUUGCUGCAAUUGUUUUACUCAGGUGCACCGACAUAAGAUAAAUCAAAGUCAUACAAAAGUUAUGAUCGAUGGAUCAAAAAUAAAAACUGAGUCAUUACAAAUAACUUGUCUAGUACAUCCGCCAAAUCGUUUGAAGGAAUGGUGCAGUGACUGCCAGGAGUCUUGUUGCAACGACUGCAUCGUCGACAAACAUCGUACACAUUCGACUGUGUCUUUUGAAUACAUCAAUAAAAUACAGGAGCGAGAAUUCCAGGAUGUCUAUAGUAAAGUCGGGAAGAUGAUGGCCGAAGUUCAAGAGGCGAAAAUGAAACUCAGAAAGGCGCUGACGGUCAUCGAUGAAAUUAAUAAUACGACGAGCGUUGAGGCCGAGAUUAAUACGCAUUUUGUUUUCCUGCAUGGCGUAUUGCAACUUAUUGAGGAACGCGUGAUAAAUGGAAUACAGAAGGAGAGUUCUAGAGCUAAAAAUGCUGUAUUGGAGAUUGAUAAAAAUUUACAGUCACUUGAUCUGCAGUUGCAGUCUGCUAUCCUGAUGGCAGUAGAAGCCAAAGAGUAUUCGAAAAAUAUGAACCAUCAAGUUGUCAUCGGGAAAUUGCGGGAACUUUUAUCUUAUCCCUGUCAUCUUGUCGAACCCGAUGAUUCUGAAGAACCUCAAAAAAUAUCAUUUUACACAAACACUGAACUGUUUGUCGAGGCGCUAAAGAAACACUGCAAUGUCAUGAUUCCAUCAUCUGUUGAUUCAUACAAAUUAGUGCCUCUUUCCGAGGUAGAAAAUUCUAUCAAUAUCAAUGGCUUCGUCUAUCCCGAUGUCCCAAAAUUAUUUCAUGACCAAGUAGAUGAUUCCCCAGAAUUAUCUCCAUCUUCCUCGAUAGUAUCUGACACAUCUAGAGCACAGUCUCCAGUGAUACAGUCAGAGACGGAAGACUCGGUGGCUGACUCAGAAAUAUCGGCGAUUAAUUCAACAGUUGAGACAUCGGCAGCUUCAAUGGCCAGCUUUCGGCAGACGGAAAGACAAAUAAGAAAUGGAACGCAAGUGGAGAUAACGCAUAUUAAAAACCCAAAGUGUUUUUACGCGCGUUUGAAAAGUAAUGAGGAUAAAUUUAAACAGUUACAAAAAUUUAUGAAGAAAUAUGACGAAAUUGAUGGGACUGUACCGAAAGAUGUUAAUGAAGGAAGUUUAUAUGUCAUAAGACGUAACAAAGAACCCCGAUGGUAUCGCGGGCGGAUCCUUGAAGCGCAAUUAGACCCCCCGUGCUUCUACCCAAUUUUCGAAGUCUUCGCAAUUGAUUACGGGUUCACCGAAAAAAAAGUUUCCAUCGCUAAUAUACGACUGCUGUAUGAAAAUUUAUCUGACAUCCCGCCUCUGGUUAAUCAGCACUCGCUGUAUGACAUUGAGCCGUUUGACGGCACGUGGUCCACAGAAUGCGUUCUUCAUAUGGAAGAAAUCAUUCAAUCAGCUGACAAUUUGCCGACUCUCUACAUGACGAAAUUUGGCUGCGAGGAUUUGAUAAUACCAGUGAGUCCAACUACAUUUCCGCUUUCGCUGCGCGAUGCUCUGAUAUUUCUGGGCUACGGUAAAUUCCUGUCGACUGAAAAGUUAUUCAGAAUAAAUCCAAAGGCUUCCAAUGCAUUUCAUCAUGACAUUUUGGUAACUGACCAGUACUUUGACGCAGUUUAUUUGAAUUCUUAUUCACCUGAUUGUAUUUACGUACGCAAGGCAUCGCACAAUGAGAAAUAUUUCAAAAAUAUGGUAGACAUAAUGACUGAAGAUUACAAAAGUACUAAAAAAAUUAAAGGACUGAUUUACAGUCCCGAGACUGGAAUGCAUGUCGCGGCUCCGUACAACAAAUUAUGGUACCGCGGUAUCGUAGUAGACAUCGUCGGCAUCCGGACUAUCCAAGUUUUGCUGGUAGACCUCGGGGUGAAUGUGAUUCUGGACUACACCAAAAUCCGUCGUCUUGAUUCCCGAUACACUCAAUCCACCAUACGGGCUAUAAAACUCCGGCUGAAAGAUGUCACGGCGAUCGAUCCCACAGAAGACUGGCCGCUGGAGGCGAAUACCGGGAUCGCAAAGUUUAUGACCUCGAACAUUCGUGUGGUUGUCUACGAGAAAAAAGUAUUUGACAACUUUCCCGAGUAUUCAGCCUCGAUAAUCAACAAACAACGACUAUCACUUGUCCACUAUUUGGAGCAUCUGAAUCUCGUCAAGCGCACUGCGCCUGCCGGGAUGCUGGAAAAAAUGGAGAGCCACUUCAAAGAGAUCGGCAACAAGAUCACCAAAACCAAUAAAAAUAAAAAGAAGAAGUCACGUGAUAAGACUGGUAAAAAAAUAGACUUAAAUCUGUCCUCGAUGACCAACAAGUCUGGGCAGAAGCUUCGCAAUCAUGUCAGAGAGGAAGAUCCCUACAAAAUGAGCGUAAAAAUAACUAUGAUUCAAUCACCAGACGAGAUCUACAUCACGCCAGCGGACAUGGAAUUCUGCAUCGACGACAUCCACAAGCAAAUGCAAUUUUUCUACAACAAUCAUCACACAGACGAUCAGAUUGAGCUGACAGUAGACACCGUCUGCGUGGUCUUCAACGACCACCAGAAACUUUACUACAGAGCCAAGAUUGUCGACAUAAAAUCCCCUGGCGAGGUAAGCGUUUUUCUUCUAGACGUGGGAGAGACCAUGACAGUGUCCUCGGACAAGCUCAAGACUCUGGCGGAUUCGCUCUACGAGAUACCGGCUUACGUUGUAAAAGUAAAGCUGGGAGGAAUUCUACCUUGCGGAGGAUCAUCCUCGUGGCCUUUGGCCUCCAUCCAGUUGCUGCGGGAGAUCUUGGAGCGAAACGGCGAGUUCUGGAUCAGCAAAGUCGCUGAAAUCGAGAAAGACGCGAUUGUCGUGGACAUGUACAUCCGGGAGGCGGUCAGUGAAAGCGCACUGGGACCCACUGUCAUGGAAACAAAUUUAGUCAACCGGAUGCUGGUUGACCACGGUCUUGCUUUGCCUGUCAAAGGUUUCAAUAACCAAAAACUUAAGGUACUCGCUGCGGAGCUGCAGCACGAGAUAACUGCGAGCAACGAUUUUUCCGGGUCCUCACGUGCCGAGAGUGAGACGAACGACGAUGACAAGGAUCUUGAUGAUGAAGAAGAUGAAGAGAUUGAGGACACCAAGUCUGAGGACAGCGACAAGACCAUCCAGGAGGAUCCAGAAGACCCAGAGUUCCUGGACCCGCCGUUCAAUCUCUCCGAGUCAUUUCCCAAAGACGUUCCUAGAUGGAAGAAAGCGGAGUCUAUUGAUGUCCCAGAGUCUUUCCUCGCGAAAGUUACUUACAUUGACUGGGACGGCUAUCUCUAUCUCCACUCGGUUGAAAAGAGUGAGUACCAGUUGCGGUGGAUCGAGAAGACCCUCGACACCCAUUACUCGGACUCUCAGCCAUCUGACGUAGUCUGGAGUCAAGGCGACAUGUGCAUCACCCAGUUCAUGGGAGUCUGGUCGCGUGCUGUGGUCCAUAAGGUUGAUAAAAAAAUAGCCGUCGAGUAUGUAGACUACGGCAACAUGGACUGGCAGGAUCCAAAGCUGCUCCGCAAGGAAUUGAUGCUCGAGAACAUCCCCCGGCAAGCGACCCGAUGCAAAGUCUACGGGAUGAUUCCUAAUACUCCAUCAGAAAUGUGGCGGACGGAAGAUCUCCAGAAAUUACACGUCUUGCUGGUAGACAAAGUCUGCAGGGUAACGAUCGUCGCUAGCUCGCCUGAGUUUUUAAUCAACGUUGAUCUACUGGAACCGGAGGAGUGCCAUCUUGUGAGAUACAUCCAGGAAAGAGGGCUCAUUAAUUUAAAGAGAGUUACGAUGGAGAAUCUUGACGAUGACUUGGCUGGUGAAGAAGAAGUUGGAAUCUACAGAGUAGCAAAUGGAGGCGGAAGUAUCAAGAUGAAUGUCAAUGGCAAUUGCAAUGGCAAUGGCAGUGACACAGAAUUCAGUUCUGACAAUGGCUCUGACAGGGACGUCGUCAUCUUGGCUGAACUAGAGAACGAAACGACUGAAACAGACGACGAUGACGAAUCCUGUUUCGCAAAUGCAAGUCCAGAACCCAAGUCAUCAAGAUUGUCUUGCACUCUUGAAGAACUUGUAGAUCAUGGUCUACCUCGGGAAAAUCUGAUCAUCGAUGGCCUGCAGCGGUACCCCAGGUACAUUUUUCCUUCAGGCAUAAAAGUCUUCAAUGCGGCACUCGGUCACGUCGACGCAUCGCAACCCAAUAUCGUGUACCUGCACCCAGCUACGAAUGCUGACUGCAAGUUGCUGAGCUUCCUGAGUUCCAAGUACUCUAAAUUAAGGGACGUGAUGAAAACCGAUGGGCGCAAAUGCCCCGAGAUGCAGUUCUAUGACGUAGGAGAUUCUUGCAUCGCUAUUUACUCAAAGGACAAUGACUGGUAUCGCUGCAGGAUUCUCACCGAGCCCAUGAGCGAUGGGUCGAUCCAGGUCGAGUACGUCGACUGGGGCACAGUAGACUGGGUCCGCGCCGACGAGAUACGUCAGAUCCAUCCCGACUGGGUGUCACUUCCGACCAUGGCGAUUAAAUGCAGACUAUGGAACACUCUGCCGACUAAAAAGUCUUCGUUUUGCAGAGAGUGGCUCACCAGAGACUCUCACCGCGUUACCCUAGUGGUCAAGGUCAAAGGACGAGAGGAUGACCACCUAGUGGUCCAACUUUACGAAAAAUUUGGUGAUGACCAACCGCCUGCUGAUACCCUCUUUUAUCAGCCGCUUAUUGACGGCGAGUAUUUUAAAGCCAACGUCAAAGACUUCUACUAAUUUUUUUACAGCUUACAUUUAUUUUUUUAUUUUACUCAUAAUUAAUAAUAAUUUACUGAUUACUGAUACUCAUUAGCUGUUAGUGUUGAUUACUCAGCCAAAAAUAAUUGACAUGAAAAUUUAUUUAAGUGCUCGCCGUUUAAACGAACGCGGGUUUCCCAACCGCCGAUUUUGAAAGUUUAAAAAAUUUUAUUUUUGGUUCAAAGUUUAAAAUUUUGAGAAAAUUUAAUAAUUAUUUUUUUUUUUAUUAUAAAAAUAUUUUAUGUUUGUUUAUGAAGUUUGUAAUGAGAAAGUUUAAAUUUUUUUUUUAAAUAUUUAAAUAUUUGAGCGGUAAAUUUAAAAUUUAAACGAAAGUAUUUUUCUACCAAAUAUUAGUGUAGAUUAAUAAUUAAUCAUUAAUAAAUAAUUAUAUUAAAUACUUGUCAGUUUAUAAUUACUGUUAUAAUUAA
Messenger RNA from Microplitis mediator, 5852 nucleotides. It is a transcript of the gene qin, whose product is annotated as RING finger protein 17. Gene Ontology annotation, molecular function: zinc ion binding. Lineage: Eukaryota; Metazoa; Arthropoda; Insecta; Hymenoptera; Braconidae. The record is from RefSeq and is a predicted model, not a curated record. Bases 139 to 5403 code for a protein of 1754 amino acids. The transcript is spliced from 15 exons.